AUGGCUACUCUAAUGGUACGUGGUUUUGUUCAAAUAUGGAGCAAGAAGAAAGGGAUGUCUAGCUCCAGAGAAGCAUACAUUGAAACAGUGGAAGGAAAGAAGAAGAUUAGACUGGUGGUCUAUUUCACCAAUGGAGAAUAUCUAACUUUUCAGCUAAGUAAUAAUAUUAAAAGUGUGGUCCUUAGAUCCUAUGGAAAAAAGCAAAAUCACCUGCACUUAACUUUCCAAAAUAAUAACUUCUUGUUUAUUGAACGAUUAUCUUCCAAAGAUGCUAAAGAGUUGAAGAUGUUCCUGGAUAGAGUCCAUCAAAAUAAUACUCAGCCACCCAUGAGACCUGUUACGGAUGGAGGUAUCUUUGCUAGCAUGACAACACCAAAGGAAAUUAACAAAAACUUCCACAGAGAAUGCAAGAAGCCAGGUAGUGGAUCUUUUGAGACAAGAGAAGGAAGUGGAACACCUGACCUUCAGAAGAUGCCUUUGUUUACAUCAAAGUCAUCAAGACUUAUUUGCAAAGAUUUACCAGAGAGUGGAGAUGGGAAGAAGAAAAAGAUGCUAUCAUCUGGCUCAGAGAUGAGUGGGAAAAUACCAAAAAAGAGUAACUCUGUGAGAAAGAAGAAAUCCCAGACAAACCCCUUGAGGUAUGUAAGUCAUGACGAGAAGAAAAAACUGAGGUUAAAACUCUUAAAAAAGAAUCAGAAAUUAGAAUUUGAGCCCUUACUCAAGUCCAUUUCUCCUGGAGAGCCUUGCCUAGAUGGCAAAAGUCUUCUUCAGAUGCUCUCUGAGAAAAUAUAUUUGACAUUUCUGUUGGAACCAAGGUAUAAUGCAGAUGACCCAGAGUGGGACAAACUCAAGAUGACCUUCAACUUCUACCCAGAGAAACUAUGGCAAGGCCUCCCCAAUUUGGGAAACACCUGUUACAUGAAUGCCGUUUUACAGUCUUUAUUUUCCAUUCCAUCAUUUGCUGAUGAUUUAUUCAGCCAGGAUUUCCCGUGGGGUAAAAUUCCCCUUGAUGCUCUUAGGAUGUGCUUGGCACAGCUGUUUGUUUUGAAAAAUAUUUAUAACAUAAAAAUCAAGGAGAGGUUACUUGUAAAUAUUAAAAAGGCCAUUUCAACAGUUGCAGAGAUAUUCUCUGGCAAUAUACAAAAUGAUGCUCAUGAGUUUUUAGGUCACUUUUUGGAUCAGAUGAAAGAGAACAUGGGGAAAAUAAACACACUUUGGAAAAUGAAAAUUGAAUCUGAGCAGGACAAUUCAGCUCAACAGGUCUUUGCUGGCAGUGGUACCACCAGAGUACUCAUUUGUCCCAUCAUCACUAAUUUUGAGUUUGAGUUGCUGCGCUCUAUUAUUUGUCAAGCAUGUGGUCAGGUAAUUUUGAAGACGGAAGUGAGUAAUUAUCUAUCCAUCAGUCUACCCCGGGGAAUGAAAGCACUUCCUUUGUCUAUUCAGUCAGCCUUUGAUCUCUUCUUCGGAGCAGAAGAACUUGAGUACAGAUGUGAGAAAUGUCAGCACAAGAGUUCUGUUGCAGUGCACAAAUUCAGUAGGCUCCCCAGGGUUCUUAUUGUUCACCUGAAACGUUAUAUCUUCAACGAGUUUUGGUCGCUAAGGAAGGAUGAUCAGGAAGUUGUUAUUUCCAAGUAUCUAAAAUUAUCGUCUCAUUGUAAUGAAAGUACGAAACCACCUUUUCCUGUGAGCAAGAACGCGCAUAAUAGGGACUUCCAAAUCCUAAAACUCUUUCAGAAAAUGAGUGCUGGCACCAUCUGUCCAUCAGCAGCUUCAUCAAAGUUGGCUUCGGCAUCCAGUGAUUCCCCAGUUCCGCAUGCUGGAUCAGGAAAAGGGUCUGAACCACAGAAAUGCCAGAUUUUCUAUGACGGGUCCAGCAGAGAACAACAGAAAAAGGACCUAGGCAAAAGCUCUGAACAGAAUAUAACAGAGUCCAAAUUGCUGAACUUAGGAAAUGGAGCACUCAUUGAAAAAGAGCUAUUUGCUGGCUUAAUGAUGGAUCUGGAAGCAGUGUCCCCUUCUCUGAUCCAUGACAAAGAUGGUAAACCCACCAGUAGUCCAGAAAUACACCUGGCUGAAGCCUAUCUUCAAGAAGCAUCUGAAAAUCUAAAGCAAAAGAAAUACGACAAAACUGACAUGUUUGUAGAUUUUGAGAGUGUUGCUAAGAUCCUCGAAGACUUUUUUGAAGGUAAAAAACCCAAAAUUUCAAAAAAAACAGAAUUCCAAAAAGCAGCUGAACGGACACAGCAGCAUGAAGCAAUGAGGAUCUACGAACAAGCCCUUCAGCAGGCACUGCUUCAGAUCCUUUUGAAGCCAGAUGCUCAGUGGUACAUGCAGAACCUCAGGAGACCCACAAACCUAGGUCCCCAGCAGGCCAGAGUAAAUUCCCAAGGUGCAUCGUGUUCCACUGAAAACCCUGGAAACAAUAAAGUUUUAGAUACGGAGAAGACAGAAACUAAAGCCAAGAAAUCAAAAAGAAAUGCGAAGGUGAAUGAUCGCUAUGCCUAUCGGCUCAUUGGUGUUGUCAGCCAUCUGGGGAAGACCCCAAAUUCAGGCCAUUAUAUCAGUGAUGCCUAUGACUUUGAGAGGCAAGUGUGGUUCACAUACAAUGAUCUCCAGGUAUCAAGUAUCCAAGAAGCUCUGAUGCAGGAGGCCAGACUUUGCACCGGGUACAUCUUCUUUUACAUGCACAAUGAGAUAUUCGAAGAGCUGUUGGAAAGGGAAGAGAACUCCCAGUCUCGGAGCACAGAAACAAGGGAGAUCCCUCAGGAGAAAUAA
This is a messenger RNA of Nyctereutes procyonoides (raccoon dog), 2775 nucleotides long. It is a transcript of the gene USP26, whose product is annotated as ubiquitin specific peptidase 26. The coding region runs from base 1 to 2775 and encodes 924 amino acids. Gene Ontology annotation, biological process: G1/S transition of mitotic cell cycle; protein deubiquitination. Gene Ontology annotation, molecular function: cysteine-type endopeptidase activity; cysteine-type deubiquitinase activity. The transcript has a single exon. The record is from RefSeq and is a predicted model, not a curated record. Lineage: Eukaryota; Metazoa; Chordata; Mammalia; Carnivora; Canidae. Gene Ontology annotation, cellular component: cytosol; nucleus.